This is a messenger RNA of Fusarium keratoplasticum, 975 nucleotides long. Its product is annotated as ER membrane protein complex subunit 2. Gene Ontology annotation, biological process: protein folding in endoplasmic reticulum. Gene Ontology annotation, molecular function: protein binding. The transcript is spliced from 3 exons. Gene Ontology annotation, cellular component: EMC complex. The record is from RefSeq and is a predicted model, not a curated record. NCBI's taxonomy places the organism in Eukaryota, Fungi, Ascomycota, Sordariomycetes, Hypocreales, Nectriaceae. Bases 1 to 975 code for a protein of 324 amino acids.
AUGGCCCCCUCGCUCCUCCAGCCGCAAGGCCACCUAUCACCAACCGAAGCUCUCCAGCUUGCGCAACAAGCUCCCAUCAUCUUGAAGAACAACCCUAAAGCCUUCUCCGCCUCGCCUCUCGUAUCACUUUUCUCGGCCACCGAAACCGCUGACCUGUGGACCAUCUACGAGAACCUUCUCCUCUCAUGUCUUCGAACGGGCGACGACGAAUCUGCGCACCAAGUUCUUGAGAGGCUGGUGUUGCGAUUUGGCGACCAGAAUGAACGCGUCAUGGCACUCAAGGGACUGGUGAAGGAGGCCGAGGCAACAAACAACAAUGAACUUACGCAAGUGCUCAAGGAGUACGAGGACAUUCUGGAGGAGGACGGAACAAACAUCCCUAUUGCGAAGCGACGAGUAGCCCUCUUGCGAUCUAUGGGAAAGACCCCUGAAGCGAUUUCGUCAUUAAUAUGGUUGCUCGAUUUCAACCCUACGGACGCCGAAGCAUGGGGAGAGCUAGCGGACCUCUAUCUGUCCCAGGGAUUGUACUCCCAAGCUAUCUACGCUUUGGAGGAAGUGCUGGUGUUGGUACCAAAUGCGUGGAACAUGCAUGCACGCCUCGGUGAGGUGUCGUUGAUGGCAGCCAAUGAAACGACCGAUGGUUUCCCUCAGAAGUUCCUGGCAAAUUCCGUGAAGCGGUUCUGCCGAAGCAUCGAACUCUGCGAGGACUACCUACGGGGUUACUAUGGCCUCAAGAAGGUUACCGAUAAGUUACUGGCUGAGUCUGCUAAACUCAAGAAGCACUCGGAAGGAGACGAGUUCUCUCUGCCAGACCAGGCAACAAUCGAGAAACUGAACCAAGCGGCUACCAAGAAGCUAGCCGAGAUCGUUCGUCGCUACGGGGCCCAGGAACCGCUGUGGCAAGGAUACAAUGCAGAUGAGAUUGCUGCAGCCCGUGACCUGCUUGACAAGUCAUCGUCAGAGGUGGUCCGGUAA